AUGACGAAGAUUGCUCUGUCUGCAGGGUCUCUAUCUAUCAGUGUGUUUCUGGUAUCUCUGGGGCUGACGGUGUGUGUCGUGUGGCUCGUAGCUCUGUGUGGAGUCUGCACCUGGUGUCAACGCAAACUGGGGAAGAGGAACAAGCCUGGGGUGGAGGCAGCCAGCACCCCAGAUUCAGUUCAGAUUCGUGGCCGAGGGGAAAACAAAGCCAUCAACCACUAUGAUCUAGACAGGGACUUUUGGAAUAACAAUGACAGCAGCAACGUGCAGCAGAGAUGGAGCUCCUAUCCGCCCAAGGAGUUCCUCUUAAACAUGUCCCCCUAUGCCCCGUAUGGAGACCCUCGCCUCACGCCCAACGAGGGGAAGAUGGUUGUUCUGUCUCUAGCCAUCGGGCUGGCUGAACAAGAUGACUUCGCCAACCUCCCAGAUCUACAGGAAGCACCAGCGUGCCAAGAAAACUCAACUCCACCGGACAAAUCAAGGAGCCUGUGUAAACCUGGAAGCCAGACCCCAGAUGAGGCAGGCCGCCUCGGGAACUCCUCUGUCACAGACCUGGCCAACUCUGUCACCACCAGCGACAUUCACACGCUCUCUCCAGGCUCAGAAGAGGACACAGAAGGGCCUGUGGUUGAGAAGCUGGGCCGGAUUCAGUUCAGUGUGGGCUACAGCUUCCAGGACUCCACCCUGACCGUCAAGAUCCUCACGGGCCAGGAGCUCCCCGCCAAGGACUUCUCUGGCACCUCAGACCCCUUCGUCAAACUCUACCUGCUGCCUGACAAGAAGCACAAGCUGGAGACCAAGGUCAAGAGGAAGAACCUCAACCCUCGCUGGAACGAGACCUUCCUGUUUGAAGGGUUCCCCUAUGAGAAGGUGAUCCAGAGGACCCUCUAUAUGCAGGUGCUGGAUUACGAUCGUUUCAGCAGGAACGACCCCAUCGGGGAGGUGUCCAUUCCCCUUAACAAGGUGGACCUGGGCAACCAGCAGACCUACUGGAAGGAGCUGAAGCCCUGCAGCGACGGCAGCGGGAGUCGAGGAGACCUGCUGGUGUCACUGUGCUACAACCCUCAAGCCAACACCAUCACUGUGACCAUCAUCAAAGCCCGCAACCUCAAAGCCAUGGACAUUGGAGGCACCUCCGAUCCCUAUGUGAAGCUGUGGCUGAUGCACAAGGACAAGCGUGUGGAGAAGAAGAAGACGGUGACAAUGAAGUGCUGUCUGAACCCCGUGUUCAACGAGUCCUUCCCCUUCGACGUCCCCGCCCACGUGCUCCGAGAGACCACCAUCAUCAUCACUGUCAUGGACAAGGACAAGCUCAGUCGCAACGACGUCAUCGGCAAGAUCUAUCUCUCGUGGAAGAGUGGUCCGGCGGAGGUGAAGCACUGGAAGGACAUGAUGGGUAAACCUCGUAAUGCCGUGCAGCAGUGGCAUGCCCUCAAGGCCUGAUACUGUAGGUCCAGUCACAUCCACCCAGACCACCCCAGCCCCCUGCCCUGCCCUCCCACCCUAUCGUUAUGCACAAGGCUGACUCGCUGCAGAACAUGGGUACAAAUAGCCACCCAACGCAUCCACCCUACGCAUCCACCCUCUCCUCCUGCCUGUCCUCUCUCAGAUCCCUAAUGAACUUCUCCUUCCUCUACUCCCCUCUGUUAAGCCGAGUCUUGUUGCCUUUAAGUUUUCUCUCAACCGUUGUUUUUUUACUCUGGAGCAGCACACUCUGCCAGCCCUACAGGGUGAGCCCCAGGAAUCCAGUUUCACCAUUCAUCCUGUGUCUCUCCAUCCUUCUCCUGUGGCAGUGAGGGGAGGCUUCUUCUCUCCCUAAUCACUGCCCUCUCUGUCGUCAGAAGCGAUCUGGUUGGCUGUUCGUUAUUGUUUUUUGCUUCCUCACGUUGACCCUUUGGUCCGUUCUCUUCUGCAAACACACAGAGAAUAUAACAGGAAGGAUCAAUAGAGAGAGAGAGGCAAACCAAUGGAAUAGAAGAGGGCUGGACUGUCUGGAUGAUAAUGGAAUUAGACGUGACGCUGUCACUCCACCCCGUUCAUCAUCUCUGAUCUCUUUCUCUCCCACCACUGUAGUGAUUCUUCCCCGGCUGGACCCCCUUGUUGUCUGUGCGUGCUGUGGGUGAUGUGCUGUAACUCCAAAUGAAGUUCUAGAUGAAAAAAGGGGGAAAUGACUGAUCAUUUACACUGGUCCAUGGGGGAAAUGUAAAAAGACGUUCCUAUUUUCUGGAGAGAAAAAAAAGAAUAAUGACAGAAAAAGAGUAAAGUCAUCAAUGUUGUGUUUUGUUUUUAAAAAGCCUAAAGAGACCAAUCAAAAUGUUCUUCCAGAGACAGUAAAUAGAAGCAAAAAGACAGCUAUUAUUCUGUCGUAUUCUCUCUCUGUGUGUGUGUGUGUGUGUGUGUGUGUGUGUGUGUGUGUGUGUGUGUGUGUGUGCGCGUGCGUGCGUCAGCGAAAGUUAGAGUGUGAAUGCGAGUGCAAGUGUGUGAAAGUAUUGGGCUUGCACUGCUAUCAAAUGAAUAACGACAAUAUUACUGAUAAUAAUGAUGACAAUAAUAAUCAUCAGUAUUCUACUGGAUAUGUUUGAAGACUUGGAGAGGUCACAGCAGCUAAGCAGUGACAGAGAGAGAGGGGUACAGUCUGUGGGGUAGUGCCUGCUACCUGGUGUGGAACGGUAAGCAGAGGAGGAACUUCACAUGAACCACCAGUCUUCAUCUGAGCUGCUUUCUCUCAAUUGCAUCAUCCACAACAGAUAACCAUAAAUAAAUGCCCCUCUCCCAACCAAGUCAGUUUAGUUUAUAAUGGAGCACUAAGCCAAAUGAUCUUGUCCCCAUCAAGGUUUAUAACGUUACCUGUUUGUCUCUGUCAGUAAUUUUCUGUAAUUCUGCCUGUCUAUUGGAAUGUGUGUCUGUUACGUCAGUUAGUCUGUUCCAUUACUGGCCAAACCCCCUCUGCUCUGUCCUGCUCCUGAUGUUAGAUAGUUAGGGUGUUCGUGGGUCUUCAGGACCACAGCUGUUCCAUUACUGGCCAGACCCCCUCUGCUCUGUCCUGCUCCUGAUGUUAGAUAGUUAG
This is a messenger RNA of Oncorhynchus nerka (sockeye salmon), 3067 nucleotides long. Its product is annotated as synaptotagmin-7-like. The transcript has 13 exons. Gene Ontology annotation, cellular component: synaptic vesicle; plasma membrane. Lineage: Eukaryota; Metazoa; Chordata; Actinopteri; Salmoniformes; Salmonidae. The record is from RefSeq and is a predicted model, not a curated record. Gene Ontology annotation, biological process: cellular response to calcium ion; calcium-ion regulated exocytosis; regulation of dopamine secretion. Gene Ontology annotation, molecular function: SNARE binding; clathrin binding; calcium ion binding. Bases 1 to 1443 code for a protein of 480 amino acids.